Molecule: messenger RNA, 964 nt
Organism: Chroicocephalus ridibundus (black-headed gull)
Lineage: Eukaryota; Metazoa; Chordata; Aves; Charadriiformes; Laridae
Gene: MYL4
Product: myosin light chain 4
Exons: 8
Coding region: 169-726 (185 amino acids)
Biological process (GO): cardiac muscle contraction
Cellular component (GO): A band; myosin II complex
Molecular function (GO): calcium ion binding; actin monomer binding
Source: RefSeq, a predicted model, not a curated record
CGACAUCGGCUCCGCAGCUCCCGCGCAUGCUCAGCAGGAUGCUGCAUGGGCAGGAGACAGGAGCAGCAGUUAAAUUGCAGGACUAAUGUCUUCUGAAGGCUCUUCUGGGUACCGAUUUCCGACCCAGAAGCUGCCAGGGAUGAGGACGGAGUUGAGAGACCCAGCGUGAUGCCGCUCAAGAAACCCGACCCGAAGAAGGAAACAGCCAAACCGGCUCCAGCCCCGGAGCCUCCCAGAGAGCCUGCCUUCGACCCCAAGAGCGUGAAGAUCGAAUUCACCGCAGAGCAGAUCGAAGAGUUCAAAGAAGCCUUCAGCCUGUUUGACCGGACGCCCACGGGAGCCAUGCAGAUCACCUACACGCAGUGCGGGGACGUCCUACGGGCGCUCGGUCACAACCCCACCAACGCGGAGGUCCUGAAGGUGCUGGGAAAGCCCAAACCAGAAGAAAUGAACACAAAGAUGCUGGACUUCGAGACCUUCCUCCCCAUCCUGCAGCACUUCACCCGCAACAAGGAGCAGGGCACCUUCGAGGACUUUGUGGAAGGGCUGCGCGUCUUCGACAAGGAGGGCAACGGCAUGGUGAUGGGGGCCGAGCUGCGCCACGUGCUGGUCACGCUGGGGGAGAAGAUGACGGAAAGCGAGGUGGAGCAGCUCAUGGCAGGUCAAGAAGAUGCCAAUGGCUGUAUCAACUAUGAAGCUUUUGUCAAGCACAUCAUGUCUGGCUGAAAGAAGAAACUUCAGGCUCUCGGAAGUGUUUGAACCCACCUGAGCACCACGAACAGCAAGAUUCCUCCAUCCACGUCCCUUCCUCCUUGGAUGUCACACAUCUGCGGAGAUGUUUCACCUGAGCCACCAUGGAGAGUUGGCCUCGGUAUACAGUGAGAGAUCUCCCACUUGGUUUUAAACCUUAAGUUAUUCUUUUCAGGUUUUUCCUGUGACAUUUGGCUCAUUAAAUUUCAUUCCU